Messenger RNA from Verticillium dahliae VdLs.17, 1461 nucleotides. Its product is annotated as pristinamycin IIA synthase subunit A. The transcript has 4 exons. The record is from RefSeq and is a predicted model, not a curated record. The coding region runs from base 1 to 1461 and encodes 486 amino acids. NCBI's taxonomy places the organism in Eukaryota, Fungi, Ascomycota, Sordariomycetes, Glomerellales, Plectosphaerellaceae. Gene Ontology annotation, molecular function: monooxygenase activity; oxidoreductase activity, acting on paired donors, with incorporation or reduction of molecular oxygen.
AUGGGCGACGCCAACAUUUCCCAGCCCUCCGGGGCCACCCCAAAGAAGAGCCUCAUCGUCAACGCCUUUGUCGAGAUGUGCAGUGGUCACCAGUCCCCCGGUCUCUGGCGCCAUCCUGACGAUCAGUCUCACAACUUCAACUCGACAAAGCAUUGGGUCGACCUCGCGAAGCUCCUCGAGAAGGCAAAGUUCCACGGAGUCUUCAUUGCCGAUGUCCUGGGUGGCUACGACGUCUACAACAAGACGCUCGAGCCCGCCAUCACGUCUGGGGCGCAGUGGCCUGUCAAUGAGCCAUUGGCGGUGGUGUCAGCCAUGGCGGCUGCGACGGAGAGCAUCGGGUUCGGUGUUACAGUGUCCACGACCUAUGAGCAGCCAUACCACCUGGCGAGGAGACUCGGAACAUUGGAUCACCUAACGGGAGGACGCUACCUCGACUCGGCCGCGAAGAACAUGGGCCUCACCGAACAGCCCCAGCACGACGACCGCUACGCCCAAGCGGAAGAGUACAUCCGCGUAGUCUACAAGCUCCUCAACUCCUCCUGGCGCACCGACGCCGUGGUCCUCGAUCGCGCUCGCGGCAUCUACACCGACCCCGCGCUCGUCCGCCCCAUCAACCACGACGGCCGCUUCUUCAACGUCCCCGGCCCGCACAUCACCCAGCCCUCGCCGCAGCGGACGCCCCUGCUGCUGCAGGCGGGCGCCUCCCGUGCCGGCAAGCAGUUCGCCGCGCAGCACGCCGAGGCCAUCUUCGUGUCGGCGCACGCGCCCGCCGUGUGCGCCAAGAACGUGGCCGAGAUUCGCGCGCUCGCCGAGUCGGGCUACGGGCGCAACGGCAAGGAUAUCAAGGUGCUCGCGCUCGUGACGCCCAUCCUCGGGCGCACGGAGGAGGAGGCGCAGGCCAAGCUCGCCGACUACAGGCAGUACGCGUCGCUCGAGGGCGCGCUGGCGCUGUUUGGCGGGUGGACGGGCAUCGAUCUCGGGCAGUACGGCGACGAGCAGGAGCUGCGCCAGGUCGAGAGCAACGCCGUGCGGUCGACGGUGGAAGGGUAUGCGCGAUUCUCGCCCGGCACGGCCAAGUGGACCAAGCACACGAUUGCUGAGCAUGUGAGCAUCGGCGGCAAUGGGCCUGUGCUUGUCGGUACGGCGGAACAGGUGGCUGAUGGUCUGGAGACUUGGGUGCGGGAGGCGUAUGUCGAUGGCUUCAGCUUUGCCUAUGUUCUCUUUCCCCAGUCCUUCGAGGACAUCAUUGAGCUGCUGCUGCCCGAGCUGCGCAAGCGCGGCCUCUUCUGGGACGACUACGCCGUACCGGCGGGCACAUACCGCGAGAACUUCUACCGACGUGAGGGCCAGAAGCAGCCUCUGGACGAGCAUGUCGCGGCGUCUUACCUGUGGAAGGAGGGCGUAUCAGCAGAGGAGGCUGUCAUCCCGGCAGAGCCCUCGACGCCAAAAGUAGACGGAUAG